Molecule: messenger RNA, 2364 nt
Organism: Cyclopterus lumpus (lumpfish)
Lineage: Eukaryota; Metazoa; Chordata; Actinopteri; Perciformes; Cyclopteridae
Exons: 4
Coding region: 141-1553 (470 amino acids)
Biological process (GO): regulation of transcription by RNA polymerase II
Molecular function (GO): DNA-binding transcription factor activity, RNA polymerase II-specific; RNA polymerase II cis-regulatory region sequence-specific DNA binding
Source: RefSeq, a predicted model, not a curated record
UUCUUUCUACGAGCCAUGUGGUUUGCCGUUGAUAAAUAAAGAUCUCUGCUGAUUUUUUUACUCCCCCCCCCGCCUCCCUCUGUUUUACUUUCUAUAUUUUGUACACAAAAGCGGACUUUGGCGCAGUCGGAGCCGCCGGAAUGUCUGCGAGCCUCCAGGCGCAGGUGGAGUCGGUGCUCGGAGCGCUGGUCAAAGCCGCGACGGUGGAGUUGACCAAACUGUUCGAGAGCAGAUACCGAGCGUCGGCUCAGGAGGCGGUUGCGGCCCGCUCGGACGACAAAGGGCCGACCGCCACGCGGGCUCGCCUGUCCCCCGGCGACGCAACACGCAGCAUCGGCGUGCAAGUGGACGAGGACAUCGGUGCGCCGUUUGAGCUUUCCGGCCCCCCUGUCCUCUCAGAUGAGGAUUGUUUGAGGGAGUGCAGUCUCCUCCCAUCAGAAACCCUCCUGACUGAAGAUAAGGGCCAAGUUGACCCUGAGGGGUCUCCACUGAAGGAACAGGUUGUGGCAGAGACUGCACAUAUGGUGGAGUUGAGCGGGUUUGAAGCAGAGUCUCCAACUGAUGUGGCUCUUCCAACAGUCCUUUUGCACGUCUCAAAGGCAUGGACAUUAAGACGCAAGCCUACGCAAAGCUCUCCAGUGAAACGGAAGCCUCUCGUGAUCCAGCCAGAUUCACACAAUCUCAUUUCCGGGGAGACGGUGAAGUUUGUCUGCCCGUUGAUCCUCAGGCCGGAGUCCCCCACCCCUAAACCGGACACUUCGGAGAAGCCCGUUAAAUCCGAGCCCCAGCAAGUUUGCGUCAGCACCGCCAAGGGCACUGCCUACAGCCCGUCCCCGUCUGACGGAGCGGUGACCCCUGCUCCGGCUGGCGUUUGGGAGCGGAUUCACACGCCAGAUGAGAGCAAGAGCAACCUCCACAUGAAACUGAAACUGAAUUCCCCCGACCAGAAGCUGGCGCGCCCCUGUGCGGUGCAACUGGUGGACGUGCUUGCGGUGUCCGAGUCCGCGAUGAAGCUCCAGGACGCUGCUGCUAAGGGUCACAGUGGCCCCCAAAAAGCUGGUUGGCCUCUGCCCAAAGACCUCCGGCGCCACCAAGGCCUCCACACCGGCCACCGCCUCUGCUGCUUCACCCCCUGCGAGAACGGCGUCUGGCGGCUCCAGAAGGUGGUGGCCCACAGCCGCGACGGGUACCCGUGCGGCAUCUGCGGCAAGACGUUCACGCGGAGGAAGAUUCUCCGGCGGCACGAGCGCUUUCACACCGGCGAAAAGCCGUACCCGUGCUCGUCGUGCUCCAAGUCGUUUGCGCUGAGGAAGAGCCUCCGCCGCCACCUGCGGUUCCACACGGGGCAGAGGCCGCACGCCUGCACGCACUGCGGCAAAAGCUUCCGUCUGAGAGAGAAUCUGAAGGCACACCUGCGCUUUCACACGGGGGAGAAGCCUUACAACUGCGUCGCCUGUGGCAAGUGGUUCCGGAUCAAAGAGAACCUGAAGAAACACAAACGGAGCCCGUGUGGAUUCUUUAUUCCUUCGUUCAGGAUGAUCGCCGGCUUGUAGCCAGCGGCAGGAUGUCGUGGUGGUUGCACCGCUUUCUACCUCGGACUGAAAACACUGUUUUGCUCUCAUGACUGUCAUGUGACAUUUAGAUCGAAAAAAUGUACUCUACUUUUUUUAAAGAUGAGAGAAAAUUAUGAGAGGAAAAAGAAACCUGUGGUCCAGAUUGAUUCCAGAAAAGUUAUAUUUUAAUGGCUGGUUGUAAGAAGCUUAUACUACUGAUGGACUACUUUUCUUAGUUUCUUAUUCAUUGCCAUGUUUCUGCCUCUUGUUGAUUGUGGACCAAUGUUUGCAGGACUGAACUACUUCACCCUUUUUCUUUCUAUUUUGCUUAUAGGCCUUCUGAGAAACAAAUUAUUAGUCUAAAAAAAAUAAGCUCCGCCGAACACCAGGUUUAGUACCGAAGUGCUCGAGUACCGAUGGGCUCGCCUGCCAACCCCUUCUGUGUCAUGGUUACAAUAACACUUUCACUGAUAUUUAAAUGUUUUCUAUAUAUUCUUUCUAUGCUUUUUUUACUUUAUACCCAUGUCUCUGAUCAAAAAGUGUUUGUUUUUGUAUUCAUGCUUAUUGCCUGAUGUAUGUCGACUUCUUUCCUUUCAUGACCUGGAUGUCAAAGACGGAGGUUUUAAUGUUCAAACCCUUUGGAACGACAACAGUACGACGCGUUCGUACUCAUAUUCACUUUUUUUAAUACAGUCUUUCCUUUUUUUAAAAGUUGUAAUAUUCCUGAAUACGUGUCUAUCAUACUGUAAAACUUAUUUUUACUAGAUAUCAGUUUCUUGUGUAUUAUUAAAUACAUUUUGUGUGGCGCAUA